Molecule: messenger RNA, 2571 nt
Organism: Moesziomyces aphidis
Lineage: Eukaryota; Fungi; Basidiomycota; Ustilaginomycetes; Ustilaginales; Ustilaginaceae
Source: the annotation of a GenBank genome assembly
AUGGCACCAGUCAUUGCUAGCACGGGUCAGACCCGGUCGCGGCUGCCUCCGAAAUGGAUGCAGCCGCAUCGCACCACUCCCAAAACCGUCGUUGCCGACUCCAAGCCGCUCGAACGCAGCGCGCCCGCUGUGACCCGAGACAGUCCCGUCCGCUGGUCCACUCAUACCCUUGCUGGCGAUUCGAACGAUACCGUUCGCAGUCGCGCCGAGUCCACAACUUCCACCUACGUCGACACAUUCGCCCACCGUCGCAAGAGCCGCAUCAGUGACCUCACUUGCAUCGACCACGCCGAUUCCACCGACAUCGCCAAUCUCACCCCUUCUCAAAGCCUAACUUCCAGUAUCAACGAUCUCUCACUCACCCUCAAUGACGACGAUGACGCCGUGCCGCCCAGUUUAGCGAUGCCACACGACGACAAGCUCGCUCAUUACAACCGCAGCGACCACAUACCCUCCUCGGACGCUGCCCUGAACCCGGCCACCGCUGACAGCUACUCCAUCCGAGACGACACCGACGAUGAUGACGAAGACGACGACGACCUCGCAGAGAGGAUCGACAGGCUCAUGGCUGCCACGAUGGAGGCUUUGGAGGCGUCCAACGCGCUCGUCCUGGACACGCUCGCGUCUAGAGCCAAGCUUGCGCAGCUCAACGCCAUGGAGGCAGCCCUCGAUUCUCAUCUCGACACCAGGGAGGCCCACCUGCGCCGCCAGAUUACUGCCGUUACAGACAUGUCCGACUUUAUGGCCAGAACGACGUCGGAGCUGGACAAGCUUACACGUCUUGGCCAAGCUUCCCGCCGGCCUUCUGUCGACCCCUCGUCUGCAAGCCCCAUCACCGCCCUGGCCGACGCAGCUGGUCUCCAAGUUCGUGGUGCCGCUGCAGCGGGUAUCGUACAGGCGCAAGAUCGAGACGCUACCAUCGGCAAGACCGCCGCGAAACGCCUGGAACGCAUGCUUCAUGCACCCUCCACUCCCAAUGCCUCGCCGUCUUCGGCUGCCUCGCCCGAGCGUCGCGAUCCCAAUCCCUCGAGACGCGCAUUCUCGAUAUCCAACUUUGCUUCUGUGCAGUCGAGCAUUGCCGAAGAAGCACCGGUCGAACAACAACAGUCCACCAGUCAGGAGCCUGCCUCCGCCUCCACUACGCCCAAAUUGGCCGCGCACGCAUCCUCUGACAGCCGCGACGGCACACCGCCGAAGAAGCGCUCGGUCAGCUACGACAGCCGAGCCUCCUCGGGCAUCAAGUUGAUGGCCAACUUGGGUGGGCCAUCGAGAACAGCCUUCGCGGCUGGAGCUGCCUUCACAUCCGCGGCAGUCACCGCCCCAUCAAUCGCCGUGGGACCCUCGGCUGCACCUCUAGCAGCGUCAGUGCCCGCCGUCGGCAAAUCGGGCGCCGGUCUGAUAGACUUCAACGAGCCAGCAACUUCGCGCGUACGCUCCUCGGCCAAGCCCGUUCAGAGACCUUCACUCAUGGCAGCACUCCGCCAGGACUCCGCGCAGCCAUCCGAGUCCUCAGCAUCAAUGACGAGGACGAUCACGUCCAAGGACGCGGCGAAUGCGACGGACCCGCAAGCAAUCUCGGGCCUCCCAAAUUACAGUCGGACAACCAGCCUCAAAGCUGAAGCUUCCACGGCAUCAGCUUCCAAGUCGGCCGAGUCGACGCUCGCAGCCCUGCUCGGCAUGUCGACGGCGCCAGCCUCGGCCUCUGUCUCCUCGCGAAACGAGACGCCAUCCGAUUCGUCGUACUUCGACAGCGCUACCGAGGGCUCAAUGCUAUCCGCCUCGCCUCCGACCCCGGGCAGCAUUCAUGCCAUCCGAGGCGUGCUUGCAACGCCCUGGAAGCCCGAAACUCGCGACGGAUCUGUCCCGGAUUUCGAAACGCCUUCGUCGCACGAGAGGCCAUCGACUGAUCAGGCGACUGCCAAGCUCCGUCGUGUCUCGGGGCAGUACUCGACGAUCGUAAGCCCGCGGGCCUCGCUGUCGAUAUCGGAUCGCGAGCGUGCAGGUCAGCUCUCAUCGCAUCUGGCUGAGCUUCGAGCCGAGCGGGUCACGUGGAAUCCGAUCGCUGCGGCAGAGGCCGGAACGACAGGCGCGCCGUUGGCGGGCUCGGGCGCGAGCGGAGGCGGUGCGCUCCGUGCUCUGCAGAAGCUCAACGAGAUGUCGGCGGCCAAACUCGCGGGUCAGGGCGGAGCUGCUGGCGAGGAGGAAGGCAGUGCGUGGUACGCCGGAGGCAAGCGCGUCUCGCUCGGGCUUGGACUGCCUAGCUUCUCGGCGCUGCGACCCAGCGCGUCUCAAUCCACGUCGACCGCCGGACCUUCGGAAGCACUCCCUUCGCCCUCUCCUGCUCCUGCUCCGGCACGGCCUCCGGCUGCCAAGACCGAAUCCGGCGCCGAUGACAAAUUGCCAGCAUCGGUAGCGUCGGAGGGCCAAGACGCUGACGCCGCCAACACAUCGUCAUCCUCGCUGCUUGGAGGAGGCUGGCGCUCGUGGACAGCCUGGAGCGCAGCUUCGACGACUACCGGCAGCGAGACAUCCACCCCACAGAGGUGGUCAGGUCGAACCACGGAGCUGUAA